Messenger RNA from Phycomyces blakesleeanus NRRL 1555(-), 309 nucleotides. RefSeq lists its product as hypothetical. The record is from RefSeq and is a predicted model, not a curated record. The transcript has a single exon. The coding region runs from base 1 to 309 and encodes 102 amino acids. NCBI's taxonomy places the organism in Eukaryota, Fungi, Mucoromycota, Mucoromycetes, Mucorales, Phycomycetaceae. Gene Ontology annotation, biological process: RNA splicing. Gene Ontology annotation, cellular component: precatalytic spliceosome.
AUGUCUAAUGAUGUGAAUUUCGACCAAACAACAUGCAUCUUAAAUAACCCAUAUUUGAGUAUUAGACGUUACCGAAGAAAAGAUGAAGUAAAAUCUUCUUCCAAAGACCCUGUUCCAGAAAAGGAAGCUGAGCCGAUUGUAAAUGAUGAUGACGAUGAGGAAACCAAGAUGAUGAAAUUGAUGGGCUUUGGCGGAUUUGACACUACCAAGAAUAAGCAUGUUGCAGGUACUGAUGUUUCGGCUGCAAAUAUCCGUAAACCCAUCAAAUAUAGACAAUACAUGAAUCGACGCGGAGGUUUCAAUAGGUAA